AUGUCAAGUAGUAAGAUUGAGCAUGCUCGAUUGGCAGAUGAACGGGUUUUUACUCCAGAGCUCGCCACUUCGAUGACCGAGAAAGUGCUGACUGUGCUGAUGAACAAGAGUCAAACGGAAGAAAUUGAAGACGAUAGAUACGUUAAUGUGGUUUCGAGGACGCAGUCGCGGUUUGCGUCACCUCUCAGUCCCAACCAGAUCGUUUCGCUGGAAAUACAUCCGUCGGGCAAGUCGUUGGCUUACAGCAGAGCUGACGGCUCUUUGACCGUUUGGGUUAUGACCGGUCCGACGUUUGCUCGAUCCAGGAAGCUGUACGUUGCAAAUGCUGUUGGGCGUGACAAGAGCGUCUCUUGUCUCUCCUGGGAUAGCACCGAGAUGAACCAGCUAGCGACGGUUUGCAACGGUUCUGAGGUGCUCGUUUGGGCUGUCGACGAGAAAAAAAGGACAAUGUCAAAGGUGAGGACCAUAUCGGUGGGUGCCAAGCUGAAGCUGCACACCUGUGCGUACGAUCCGACUGGCAGGUGGCUUCUUGCGCUGGCGAAAUCCGAGGAGCUAUACUUGUUUGAUGCCAGAAAGGACCACGAACUGCACACAGUUUCUGAUUUGAAACAACUAAUAGCCGGUGACUCGGUACACUGUCUUGCGUGGAACAACACCGGGUCGCAUCUUUUCCUAGGUCUCAAGAGUGGGAAACUGGCCUUGCUCGAGUUUGACGCGUCGAACGGAUUCAAGCUCUGCAUGUCCGUGGAUGCGCAUCGGGGACUUGUCUCCUCCAUAGCUGUAGAUCCAUGGGGCAGGUUCGUUGUCACUGGUGGGUCCGAUGGGAUUUGUGUUGUUUGGGACAUCUCGUCGAUGUGUUGUUCUGUGGUGAUCGAUGGCUUGGACUCUCCGAUCGCUUCAUUGAGUAUAGAUCAUUUGGGAAAGUGCGUGGCUCUGUGUACUGAAAAAGGUGAUCUGCGAUUCUACGAUUUACAUUCGGGCAAAUGUUUACUCCGCCAAAAGAUGGGAGCCAGUGGCUCCGAUUUAGUUGCUCGCUUUUAUCCUGACCGCACUUGGUUAAUUAUUCCUUCAAAAUGGGACAUCCUGGAAAGGCAUUUCACUCCCAGCACUUAUAAUGAUGCGUUAGGUCUAUGGAAAGCCGGGCACGAAAAGCCCAAAAUUGAUCUACGCAACCGAAACGUAACGAGGAAAUCACUUAAAAGAAGCCGUGAGAACGACAAGAAUGAUAGAGGCCGUGCGGGCAAACGUGAGAGCUCUAGGGGUGGCAGAUUUUCGGAAAGACGUUGA
Torulaspora globosa is the source of this 1287-nucleotide messenger RNA. It is a transcript of the gene TEX1, whose product is annotated as Tex1p. NCBI's taxonomy places the organism in Eukaryota, Fungi, Ascomycota, Saccharomycetes, Saccharomycetales, Saccharomycetaceae. Gene Ontology annotation, biological process: mRNA export from nucleus. The coding region runs from base 1 to 1287 and encodes 428 amino acids. Gene Ontology annotation, molecular function: protein binding. The transcript has a single exon. The record is from RefSeq and is a predicted model, not a curated record. Gene Ontology annotation, cellular component: THO complex part of transcription export complex.